UCAAAAAUGCGUGCCCAGCAUAAGCGCUUAUGCCACCCGUCUGUCGCCAGAACAUUUCGAGAGAUAUUUGGAUAAAAUAUCCCUAGUGGGUAAUGUUGAUCCUUACCUAAUGCACAUGAACUCCAGCCACCUUCCAAAAUCUAUAUCAUAUGAGUCCAUAAUCAAUUAUGCACUUUACAAGCAGUCAUCUUUUUCCGGGAAAGCAUAUCAUUGUUUUAAAGCAAUGUUAUCCAAAAAGACCUUCGAAAGCGGAUUAAUAAAAGUUCUUGAGGGAAAGCAAGUGGAGCAGUUAUAUGUAGUAAGAGGAAGGGUGCUACAUUCGAUGAGCUUCAACGAGUCUCCUCUAACACCUUGGGUAAUAGUCCGUGAAGACAAAGUACUUUGCGCCCAUUGCGAUUGUGUGGCAGGUCUAGGAGAAGUGUGUUCACACGUUGGGGCAAUCCUGUACGCACUUGUGUAUUUGAACCAUUCAGAUGCUAUACAAUCAGAAGCGCCGCUUGCAGUCACUUCAAUGGAACAACAGUGGGGUAGGCCUAGAAAAAAUAUUACCGCUAAUCUUCAACAACCACUAAUCCACAUUGAAUACGGAUAUAUGCGACACAGUGUCGAUGCUAGCUACGGGGAGGUGCCUUCAAUGUCAACCGGAGAAAUAAGAAAUAUGUGUGAAGAACUACUUCAACAGGGUUAUUCAUGCGUGACUAUGCAAGCUUUAUGUAAUACUUCUUCGAAAUGCCACAGAUGCCAAGAUUCAACACUUGAUCGCUUUUAUGAUUCAACUCGAUUACUUCUGAAUAAUUUGAAAAAAGAAGAACACAUGAAUAAGCCGAUUGAACGGUUGCGUUAUGAAGCUUUAAGGUGGAACGGGACACGAUUAGCCAAUGGCAGUGUAACGAAUGGAAGCUUCUUAGAGUUGGCAGAAUAA
Messenger RNA from Armigeres subalbatus, 922 nucleotides. RefSeq lists its product as uncharacterized. NCBI's taxonomy places the organism in Eukaryota, Metazoa, Arthropoda, Insecta, Diptera, Culicidae. The transcript is spliced from 3 exons. The record is from RefSeq and is a predicted model, not a curated record. Bases 110 to 922 code for a protein of 270 amino acids.